This is a messenger RNA of Protopolystoma xenopodis, 648 nucleotides long. NCBI's taxonomy places the organism in Eukaryota, Metazoa, Platyhelminthes, Monogenea, Polystomatidea, Polystomatidae. The record is from the annotation of a GenBank genome assembly.
CCUCAGGACCUCUAUGGACAAGACAAACAAAAACGAAAAUGCAAAUCUCUGAAAACCCAUGAUAUAGUUUCAUCGUCACAAGACGAAAAUGCUACCCCACUUGAUCAUUAUAGCCUUAACAGCUCUGAAGAAGUAGAGGUUGCUGCCGAAUCUCGACCAUUAAACCUUGGUAUAGAAGAUUCUCGCAAGUCGGCGGGAACAUCUGAUCAUGAAAUUGUAUCCAUCAAUUCAGAGAUGCUUCUCAUUCGCCGGGAUAUUCGUCGUAUUUUGAAUCGCCUUUCAGAGCCGCAGAUGGCGCGUGUCAUAAACGACCUAAUAAAUCUCUUUUCUGACAGGCCAAAGGCAGCCGUCCGAUUACUUUUGAUAGAAGAAGUGGACCGUUUGCUUCAGUUUGCCUCUCCUAAUAUUCGUUCAGAAUUGGGAUGGCUCCAGCAAGACUUAGGAGUCUGUAUCAGCUGCUUAAAUGGAAUAUUGCAAGCGACUUAUCAGUCCAAUUUAAUUGGCUAUCUUAUCGAAUUCAUCAUUAACAAAAUUAAUUUAUUUAGGAAGUGUGACGGCAAGUCUUUAAUAGAGUUAGAUUUAUCCAGGGAAAAUGCAACUGGUCUGGCUUCACGGUCUAUCUUUAUUGCCUUCCUCUAUCGAUUUGGC